Messenger RNA from Pygoscelis adeliae (Adelie penguin), 2400 nucleotides. It is a transcript of the gene PLAGL2, whose product is annotated as pleiomorphic adenoma gene-like 2. The record is from RefSeq and is a predicted model, not a curated record. Bases 359 to 1843 code for a protein of 494 amino acids. NCBI's taxonomy places the organism in Eukaryota, Metazoa, Chordata, Aves, Sphenisciformes, Spheniscidae. Gene Ontology annotation, molecular function: DNA-binding transcription activator activity, RNA polymerase II-specific. The transcript has 3 exons.
GUAGCUUUGAAACUGGCACGGAUGGCUGAGCUUGUUCAGAGGGAAAGCAGCAACUACCUGGCGAAAGUGGGAGAGGCUCCCGGAACGCGUGCACGGCUCUGAAGCAGGAGGUAGAGAACAUUUAUCUUUUCCGGCACACAUCUCUUACAGGGGUGAAAUAUUCACGGUCUUAGAGACCUACAAAGGAAGACUUCUCGGAACCGCAGGGCUCCUGCACCCGGAGGGAUGAAGAUGUUUUGCUAUUAAAGCAGUUCGGUCACAGAGGGUUCCAACGGAAAACUGCACCGGGACAACAUCACGGCAAGACGCCUGCAGGCUCAAGUUCUGCUUGACAUGGCCAUGUUCUACUAGACCUGCCAUGACGGCAUUUUUUCCCAGUGUUCCCAACUGGAUUCAAGAUGCAAAGCAGGAGGAGGAAGAGACAGGCUGGAAAUUAGUCCCCAGACCAAGAGGUGAAGAGACCGAAAGUCAGGGAAAAUGCCAAUGUGAAAUAUCGGAGACCUCCUUCACUAAUGUGGACAAGCUGAGAACUCACACACUUUCUCAUACUGAGCAGAGACCGUACAACUGCCCUCAGCUUCACUGUGGCAAAGCCUUUGCUUCUAAGUACAAGCUAUAUAGGCAUAUGGCCACGCACUCUGCUCAGAAGCCUCAUCAGUGUAUGUACUGCGAGAAGAUGUUUCACCGGAAAGAUCACCUUCGCAACCACCUCCAGACCCACGAUCCCAACAAGGAGGCCCUCCACUGUCCUGAGUGUGGCAAGAACUACAACACGAAACUCGGCUUCAGGCGACAUCUGGCCAUGCACGCAGCUGCCAGUGGUGAUCUCAGCUGCAAAGUAUGCCUCCAGACGUUUGAAAGUACCCAAGUCCUGCUGGAGCACCUCAAAGCUCAUUCUAGACGGGCUUCUGGUGGAGCGAAGGAAAAGAAGCAUCCGUGUGACCACUGUGAUAGGCGCUUCUACACCCGGAAAGAUGUGCGAAGACACUUGGUAGUGCACACGGGGCGGAAGGACUUCUUGUGCCAGUACUGUGCUCAGAGGUUUGGGAGGAAGGAUCAUCUGACCAGGCACAUGAAGAAAAGCCACUCCCAGGAACUGCUGAAGAUUAAGACAGAGCCAGUUGACAUGCUGGGUCUCCUAAGCUGCAGCUCAUCUGUCGCAGUGAAAGAAGAGCUGAGUCCCGUCCUGUGUAUGGCAUCCAGAGACAUGCUAGGUGGUAAGAGCUUCCCUGGCAUGUUGCCUGUGGGCAUGUACAGCACACAUCUCCAAACCAUGCCAAGCUCAGGGAUGCCCCAUUCUUUGGUUCCUAAUUCUCUUCCAAUGGGAAUGAGCUAUCCUCUGGAGUCUUCUUCUCCCAUCUCCUCCCCACCGCAACCUCCUCCAAAGUAUCAGCUUGGAUCUACCUCAUAUUUGCCUGAGAAACUACCCAAAGUAGAGGUGGACAGCUUUUUGUCAGACUUCCCUGGCAGCCUGUCUCUCUCAUCUGGUGAGCCUCAGUCCUCUUCGCCUCAGCCACCCCCCCUGGAUGAGGCUUUGCUUUCCAAGAGCCCUGCUAACCUUUCAGAGGCUCUCUGUGCUGCUAACAUGGACUUUUCUCAUCUUCUUGGCUUCCUCCCCCUAAAUCUUCCUCCUUGCAAUCCACCUGUAUCAUCGGGGGGAUUGGUCAUGGGCUACUCACAGGGGGAGACACAGCCACUGCUUACCACUUUGCAACAUCAACCUCAAGAAUCUCCUGGAGCUGGGGCCUCGCUGAACUUUGGGCCCCUUCAUUCAUUGCCCCCUGUCUUCACCUCCAGCUUGAGCACAACCACGCUGCCACGUUUCCACCAGGCAUUCCAAUAAGCUGAAAAAUAGCACUGGAGAACAGAUCUUUCAGUCACCCUUUUGUGGAGAGCCUUAAAAACGCACAACUCUUACUUCCCUUUAGGGUGUGAAAGCUUUGCAAAGCUGUUUCAGACAGGAGGUUUCUGAUCUCUGGAGGGAGCACUUGUAGACCGGAACAGCAGAUAUCCCCGUGCAAGUCCCAGUCCUGUACAGCGAAAAGAUUUCAGCUAAUAGACUGGAUAUAUUUUAUCUAAUUUUUAAUCUGUGAAUCGGGAGCCGCGCUUAGCACUGACCUUCCCUGAGAUCCCGGAGCUAUGUUCUUCUUUGGGAAGGGACUGUCCCCGAGAAGGAGGUGAGACUCUUUCGUCUUGGGCUAAACUUUCAAAGAGUCCAGCUUCCAUUUCAUGUUGUCACACUGCAAUUCUGGCAAAACAGCCAACACCUCCACACGGAGAAGGAGGAGAAGUCAGGAUACCUGCUCUGUAUGAAGCCAACGGGGAAGAGGCUGUCCUUCCCCACUACCUCUCAUCCCAUCACCUAAUACAGCUUACUCCACCGCAUACAGCUUACUCCAG